This is a messenger RNA of Pleurotus ostreatus (oyster mushroom), 1392 nucleotides long. RefSeq lists its product as uncharacterized. The transcript is spliced from 5 exons. The coding region runs from base 1 to 1392 and encodes 463 amino acids. NCBI's taxonomy places the organism in Eukaryota, Fungi, Basidiomycota, Agaricomycetes, Agaricales, Pleurotaceae. The record is from RefSeq and is a predicted model, not a curated record.
AUGUAUACAACGUGGAUCGGACCCACGACACUGCUUUUCCUGUCUCUAUCGUCUUUAUGCAGGGCGCAGACGUCCAGGCUCUUUCAAUGGCAGUUUGCAGAACAAAUUUCUACCGAUCUCCCUACGUGUCGGGAGAUGCGCAUCGUUGUCAAAUCCUUCAAUGCGGACAACUCCACCCAUGGCACACCGCCGUAUUAUAUGCGAUCGUUUGAGCUGGGAGGUCUGCCGAUGACAACCCUUAUUGGGACAGACGAAAAUGACUUGCGGUGGACGGUCACACAUCCCCUUGACAAAGAAUUAAUGCUGGUUGUUGUGGACGCUAAUGGGAGCUCAGGCGGUGUCCCAACUCGAUUGUUCAAGGUCACAGCUGGGCAAUCCAUAACGUGCAUACAAGCAAGGGAUCCUCCAACCUUUACUGUUACGUCGAAUAUAACGGGCGAUGUGAAUACAUGUGACCCUUGGGGCUUAACCAUCGUUGGGGGCUCCAAACCUUACAGUGUGACUCUCGCAGCGCUCAGCUCACCUGUUGUAACCAACGUCACGAUGGGUGCCCUCGAUGAUCGCCUCACCUACAUCAACCGAGCAGAUCCCAACACGAUAUUGCUAGGUAUCACUGGUCGGUAUGCCUUCGGGACGCCGAGUAUAAAUACGAUAGGCUCCACUGAUAUCGUUUGCACUGGCCUGAACACUGUCAGUGGCAACAACACAGAAGUUGUGCGGCAGAUGGAAGAAGCCGCCGCGAAAGCAGCCAGUGACCGCAAGGAGAGAUCGAUAAUCAUCGGGGUGUGCGUCUCUGUUGGAGUCCUGGCGCUGCUUGUGCUCGCUGGGGCCGCCGCGUGGUAUUGGCGCCGCAAAAACCGCAAACAGAUGGCGCUCGAAGAGGCGAUACCCCAUAAAUUCGAGGAUUCCAACAGUGGGCAGGCCACCCCCGUCGUCGCGUACCCGCACGACGUGUCUCCGAACCCGCCGAGAUCACACAAGUCGGCGGAAUUGUCAGGCUCGUCCGUGGCUCUGAUGCACUCGCAAUACGCGAAUACGCCUGCGUUCGACCCAUACCACAGCGAGUCGAGUAACGGCCCGACGCAUUCGGAGCUGAGCUCGAGUGGCGGUAGUGGUUCGAACCUCAGCUCUCGGCCAUCGUUCGCCGCGUUCCCGACCACGUCGCGGCGGACGAAGGCACAAGAAGCUGGCAUCAGACCGACUUCGGCGGAUAGUAAUAACCACCGACCGAGUUCAUUUGACGCCGCAUCAUCAUCACCACAGUAUCAGAGCACAACCCCACUUCUGGAAGAGCACCCAGAAAUCAUCAUCCAGCAUAGAGACGGCGGUGUGGUCCACGAACUUCCACCACCUUAUGCUGAUCGUUCGUCGACUCCGAGACAAUUGCGCUAG